CUGAUCGAAUAAAUUGCCUUCGUAAUUUCUUCAAUGGAGCAAAGCAGUACCAGAGAUGAGGAGCCGCCGAGCGUUCGCCUCCGGAUCAUCGAGCAGGGAAGCGGCGGGAGCGCCACCUUCUUCGAGCCGCAGCGAGAGUCGAAUGAGUCGGCCAAGAACGCGCACCAUUGCGACGACGAUAAGUGUGCUCACGAAUGCAGAAUCGUCGCCGGCCUGGACGUCGAGGGGCCGGAGAAGAAGCUGACUCUGUUCGCUCUGCAGCUCGCCGUUCUUGAGAAAGCGGCCAGCGGGCUCGGUACGCUGGGCUUCAUCUGGGCCACCGUGGUUCUCCUCGGAGGCUUCGCCAUUGCGCUCGAGAGGAAGGACUUCUGGUGCAUCACCAUCAUCCUCCUAAUCGAAGGUGCUCGCAUCUUUAGCCGGAGCCACGAGCUGGAGUGGCAGCACCAGGCCACUUGGUCCCUCGCCGACGCCGGCCGUUCCAGCUUCCGCGCUCUCAAGUCCAGCUCUCGGAUUCUCCUGCGCUCGCUCAAGCUCAUCCUCCGCCCGUUCUCCAUCCACACCACUACAAUCCCCGGCGACGUCGAGGUGUUCCGCGAUAAGAUGACAAUGUCGUCGCAAUCCAAUUCUCAAGUGCCAUCGCAGAGUGCCGCCGACUGGUUGUUCCUCUCCAAGAACAUCAGCCGCGUUCUCUACUGGCUGCAACUGCUGUCGGCCGCCUCUUGCGUCUCGCUGGCGCUCAUGCGACUGAUGCAGCAGGACUUCGGCGAGCUGCCCCCUCAUGACCCGGACAAGAAGAACCGCAAGCCGGCGCUUAACAUUUUCUACGGCCUCGCGCUGGCGGAGGCGCUGUUUUUCCUGGCGGAAAGAGCCUACUGGGAGUGGACGGUGAGCCACCACCGGUUGCUGGAGGAAGUGAACAGGGAGUGCCACCUCGGCGCCGCCGGCUUGGUAUCCAUCAAGCGGUUUUUCUACGACGCCUACUCCAAGUGCGUGGAGGGUAGCAUCUUCGACGGCCUGAAGAUGGACCUGGUGACCUUCGCGGCUGAGCUCCUCGCCUCGACCUCCCUCCACGAGCAGCUCAUCGGCGCUCGCAUCCUCCUCAAGUUCUCCACCAACCAUCGCUUCGCUCACUCCACCCUGCGUAAGAUCGGCAAUUCCACUCCGGCCAUCGAGCGCCUCAUCGAGAUGCUAAGUUGGAAGAACCCGGCCGAGGAGGAGAUCCGGAGGUCGGCCGCCGUCAUCGUCUCCAAGCUCGCCGGGAAGGAGCAAAACUCUCUGCGCCUGGCCGGAAUUCCAGGCGCCAUGGAAUCGAUCUCUUCUUUACUGUACACGGAGCAGAGCAGCCCCCAUUCGAGACCCGACGAGGUCGGCUACCUCUGCGCCGCCGGAGAUCGGGAAGACUACUCGAUGCUGAAUCUAUUAGGCCUUCUAAUACUCAAGAAGCUAGCGAACGACCACGAUAACUGCGAAAAGAUCGGCAACGCCAGAGGACUGCUAGCCAAGAUCAUAGAUUUCACCGGCGGCGGGGAAAGGCUGCGAAGGUUAGAGAGCGAGAAGGAAACGAGAGUGAAGGCAGUGAAACGGUCCCUCCAAGUGGUCAAGAUGCUCGCUAGCACGACGGGGCACACCGGAAAGGUGCUGCGGCAGGGGAUUUCCGAGAUCGUGUUCACCAUCAGCAACAUCAGGGAGAUCUUACAGCACGGGGAGCGGCACAUGCCCUUGCAGAAGCUGGGGAUCGAGGCGCUAACGAGCCUCGCCAUGGACGAGGACGCCAGGGAGCGGAUCGGCGCUACCGGAGCGAUGGUCAAGGACCUGCUCUGCAUCUUCUUAAAGGAAGGCUUCACGGCGCAGCAGAACGGGCUGCGGGUGGAAGCAGGGGAGGCGCUAUCGAUGUUGGCAUUGGAGAGCAAGAGCAACUGCUGCCGGAUUCUUCACGAAAGCAGCGGCGUCGGGAGGCUGAUCGAGGCCCUGGGUGAUCCGGUGCUGCGAGUGCACUCCGCUAGAAUUCUUCGCAAUUUGUGCGUGUACGCCGGCGAAGACCACUUCCCCCACCUGAAAGGAGUCACCGCCGGUGCCGGCAUGGUUCUGGCUGCUAUUAUGACAGCGGAGGCGAAGCUGCUCGAGGUUUCUCUAGGUCUUGCCACGCAGAUAUUCAAAUUCAUGAAUGCUGAAGAAUUCACGCAUCAGCUCCACAAGUUGAUCAUCAGGGAGGAGGAUUUGGCAGAGAGGCUGGUGAAUACUUUGCACAGGUACGAUUACCCAAGCACGAAAGUGCCCAGAAUAAGGAGAUUCGCAGUAGAAGUGAGCACUUGGAUGAUGCGGCGGGGAGCACAACACAUUAAAAUUUUCCGCGAUCUGGGGAUGGAAAAGGAGCUGCGAAGUGUGUUAGAAACCACGUCGGAGCUGGAAUGCUUCAAUGUCUUCUCCGGCAGUGUGGGGAUCGGCCGGCACAGCACGGCGCUUGGCUCUGUCGUGGACGCUGCAUUGGAGUUGAUGGGCUCCAGCUUGCAGUGAUUUAAAUUUAUUCUUUGGAGGAGGGGGGAUAUUUAUUCUUUGAUAUAUAAAAAUUGAGAUAAAUAAACUUGUAAAUGUCUACACGGACCACGGUGACGAAUGAAUUUGUGAACAUCUGCAAUAUAAUU
Messenger RNA from Zingiber officinale, 2642 nucleotides. RefSeq lists its product as uncharacterized. The transcript has a single exon. NCBI's taxonomy places the organism in Eukaryota, Viridiplantae, Streptophyta, Magnoliopsida, Zingiberales, Zingiberaceae. The record is from RefSeq and is a predicted model, not a curated record. The coding region runs from base 34 to 2514 and encodes 826 amino acids.